Messenger RNA from Podarcis raffonei (Aeolian wall lizard), 1996 nucleotides. It is a transcript of the gene PRAF2, whose product is annotated as PRA1 domain family member 2. The record is from RefSeq and is a predicted model, not a curated record. Gene Ontology annotation, cellular component: membrane. The transcript has 3 exons. Bases 37 to 573 code for a protein of 178 amino acids. NCBI's taxonomy places the organism in Eukaryota, Metazoa, Chordata, Lepidosauria, Squamata, Lacertidae.
GGCUGGUAGUCCCGUCCCCGCCGCCCGCCAGCGAAGAUGUCCGAGGUGCGGCUGCCGCCGGUGCGGGCGCUGGAGGAUUUCUUGCUGGGCUCCAGCCGGCUGUCUCCGCCGGACGUGCGAGACCUGCAGCGCUGGCACAACCGCGUCGUCAACAACCUACUGUACUACCAGAGCAACUACCUGCUGGUGCUGGGCGCGGGGCUGCUGCUCGGAGGGUACUUUCGCCCCUUAUUGACUCUGCUGAGUGCUGCUCUCGUGACGCUGAUCUUUGUGGGCUUCAUCUGGGCGGCCGAAAACAAGGCUCCCGUGCGACGCUUCCGGCGGAAUUACCCCGGCACCUGCCUCCUUACCAUCCUCGGCUCGGCGUACUUUCUGGUGUCUCUUCUCGAUGGCUCUGCCACCUUCUUGUUUUUCAUCGCUCUGCCCAUAACGUUGACCCUCAUCCAUGCCUCCCUGCGUCUUCGAAACCUCAAAAACAAGAUUGAGAACAAGAUAGAGAGCAUCGGACUCAAGCGCACUCCCAUGGGUCUGCUCCUGGAAGCCCUAGGACAGGAACAGGAAGCCGGAUCCUAGACGAUUCCCUUUUAAUUCUCCCUUUUCCCUUUGGAAAUAUGCUACCUUCCUUCCAUUGACUGUUCACUUUCCCCCUCUCUGAUCCCUAGCCUGUGUGCUAUCUGUUCACUUAACCCAACCUAGCGGCCCAGCUAUGAGCUCAUGCAAAAGGCGGCCUGUGUCCUGUGGAGCAGAGCAGAUGGCCAUUGGGACUCCCUGUCCCCAGUGAAUGAGGCUUGAUAGGAGAGUAGAAGGGGAACAGCAAAUAGAGUGGAAAUCAAGGUAGUAUUUCUUACUGGCCGUUAAGUAUUAAGUACUGGGACUCUUUACCUGUUUAAGUUUAAAAGGGUUCCAGUGCAUGAGAAAGGGAGAAGAAGCUGAAAAUAAGAUUUAUGGAAGGCAAGGCUGUAUUAUCUUUUUUAUAAAAAAACAACUGGUGUAAAAUGUUAGACUGUAGUAUGCCUAGACACAUUUAAAAAAACAAACGACCCAAGGAUCAGGACUUGAUCCUAGAGCAAAGAACAGUAGCCAGCCAACCCAUUAAAAGGGAGCCUUGUUCUAAUUAUUCCAAGCGCGGGCAAACUUUAGUAUUUACUAGUAUAGCAUUACUUAGCAUUUAUAUAGCAGCUCCAAACACUCCCAAGUGCUCCACCUACAGCAUGUAAUCCUUUCAACAGCCAUGUUGUGCACCUCAGUAUUUGAUCCCCACAUUGCAGCUGGAGGGAGGUGGGGCCAGCAGAAAGCUGCUUGCCUUAGCCUAUAAUGGCGGAGGUGGUCUUCUGUAGAACACCUGGCCUCUUGUUUUCAGAAAAGGGAGAUUAGGCAAGAGUUCGGAUUGGAUGGAGGAAAGGGGGAAAGUAAUUUUGAAGAAGCUCUAGCUAAGUCAGAAAUGGGGAGCCUUUUCUGGAACUACAGCUCACAUGUCUCUAGUAAUUCAUCGGGCUAGUAAUUCAUUAACCCUGUGGGCUUCCCUUAUCUUAUGCAUUGUGUGGAAAGGACACUCCAAAGUUCAGAAGCUGUGUAGCAACCUAUACAUUCCGCUCCGCAGAGGGAACCCCCAGCCCAGGCAAACAGCGAGAGGUUCUUAAGAGGAGCAGAAGAGGCUUGUCUAGCCAUUUCCAGAGACCAGUCAGGCAGAGUUUGACUCCUUGUCUUUUGCAGAGUCCUUACAGUAUUCAAAACUUCAGAGAAUGGACCAAACCCUGGUAUAGUGUGUCUUUAAGAGAUGUAGCUGAAGGGUAGGAUGUUUUAAUAAAAUGAAGGAGCUUGGAGAUUCUACAAGCAUUGCCAAAAAUAACAACUGUCCGAGGGGUUCAGAUAUUGUACCUCUCCAUUUCUUCUGUAUGCAGUUUGCAUUUAUUGGGUAAUGGGAGGAAAUCAGUUUCGAAACCCUCUGUAUGGCACUUUUUUUUGCUAAAAAAAUUGUUAUUGAUUGACAAAAUGA